Macadamia integrifolia is the source of this 279-nucleotide messenger RNA. Its product is annotated as ctenidin-3-like. The transcript has 2 exons. The record is from RefSeq and is a predicted model, not a curated record. Lineage: Eukaryota; Viridiplantae; Streptophyta; Magnoliopsida; Proteales; Proteaceae. The coding region runs from base 1 to 279 and encodes 92 amino acids.
AUGGUGGUCGUCAUCAUCAUCAUGUUAGCAAUGGUGGUUGUGGCAAUGGUGAUCGUGGAGAGGGGUGUUGAAGGUUUAGGCCGUACAACAAUUCUAAGUGAAGGCGGUGGUGGUGGUGGUGGUGGUCGUCGUCAUGUUGGCAAUGGUGGUCGUGGCGAUGGUGAUCGUGGAGAAGGUUGUGGUGCUGGCAGUGGAAGAAGUGGUAGUGGUGGUGGUGGUGAUGGGGCUAGGGGCGGUGGCAGUGCCAAUGAUGCUGGUAGAGGAGGUGGUGGGGGUUAA